UGGCUUCUGCCUACGAACCGCAAGCUGCGCAACAUCGAGUUCAUCGCCCUACGAAACCUGUCCGUGACCUCGUCGUCGCCGGCACGCAAGAGAGGCAAGACUAUCGACGAUGAGGCGCUACCUCAAUCUCUCAAGUCGCCGGCCAAGCUCGUUUCGUUGCGCGUACAGAGAGCACUGGGUCAUUCUCGGAGCUCGACGGAUCUGAGAGCUGUCAGUGCUCUCACUGGGAGCCCAAAUCGGCCUUCGCAUCUGAAGCCUCGCAGGCGUAGCACUGUGGAGUGGAAUAAUGCUACUCCUCAAAGGAGACAGGAGCGGCUUGAGGACGUCACAAAGGAGCGCAUGGCUGAUGUCUUCUUCACCCUGCAUGUGCGGAACGUGGAAGAGCCUGUCUAUGUGUCCGAAAUCGUUCCACAAACCAUGAAUCCCACCUUCCGACGUGUCGACUGGAGUGCAUGUGGCCCCGACAUCACUCGUCUUGAUCAAAUGACCUUGCGUGUCUGGGUCAAUGAUGGAAGUAAAUCAUGGAGACAAUUCUUGCAUCUGCAGAUGGACAUGAGCGCUCUGUUGUACAUUGGUAAAUCUCUCGAUACUCUGGACCGUCGCCUACCGGAAAGUGCAGUCCUGCUUCAGCUUAGCGAUGGAGUCUACACGGUUCCGUCUGGAUCGCUUGAAGAUUUUGUGCCUCAUCGCCCUCCCGCGGCGAGAAAGAGUCCUAAUAUGCCGGAUCGAACUCUCCCCACGUCAUCAUUCGAUGCGCUCCUGCGACUAUCUAAGCUCGACGACAGUAUACAGGACGCGCUUGCUACCCGCAACUAUCUCUAUCAUGAGCUUCAACGUUUGCUAGAAUUGAAUCACGCGGCUCUGGAUGAGCGCGAUCAAGUUCAGGAAGCUGAGGAUCGGGUCAAGACUAUCGACUUUGCAAGGAGGACAGUGGAGAAACAGCUUGAAAAAGCUCGCAAGCAACAGGACGAACGGCGCGCCUCACUCAACGCUCGCAGGAAGCUCAUAGCAAUGGACUUAGCUUCUCGAAAAGAAAGCUCAGCCAAGGUGAAGCACAUUCGCGAUGACUUUCCAGUUAUGCGAGAGGAGCACGAAAUCAAAAAGAAAGCCAUCACCAACCAGCGCCGACGCGUGUGUGAGGAAUUGCAGCAAUGUUAUCCGAUUCAACAGCUCCCCGGCAAGAUGCUGAGCUUCACAAUAAGUGGCCUCUCUUUACCCAACGCGGAAAACCUUGAUGCUGAGCCACCCGAGAUCGUCGCUGCAGCAUUUGGCUACAUCGCGCACAUACUGCAGCUGCUAUCGUUCUAUCUUCAACACCCACUCACAUACCCAGUGACCCCGACGGGCAGCACAAGCUCUAUAUUUGAUGGCGUCAGCAUUCUGAACACGAAUAAGACUUUAUCGUCCGAAAACGCCGAGCGAACGUUGCGAACAUACCCGCUUUUCAGCAAAGGAGUGCCCAGGUUCCGAUAUGAGUAUGCAGUCUUUCUUCUCAAUCAAGAUAUCAGAAUCUUACUGGAGAGCGCGUUCAACCUACGAGUUCUGGACAUACGGCAAACACUGCCAAACCUGAAGUAUCUGUUAUACGUUGCUACCGCGGGUGAGGGUGACCUGCCGUCUCGAAAAGCAGGUGGAAUCCGAGGACUAAUGAGGGCGCCCGUGAUGUCUCGCGGUGGUAGCGCUGACUCC
Molecule: messenger RNA, 1689 nt
Organism: Pseudocercospora fijiensis CIRAD86
Lineage: Eukaryota; Fungi; Ascomycota; Dothideomycetes; Mycosphaerellales; Mycosphaerellaceae
Exons: 4
Biological process (GO): SNARE complex assembly
Cellular component (GO): endosome; lytic vacuole
Molecular function (GO): SNARE binding
Source: RefSeq, a predicted model, not a curated record